This is a messenger RNA of Neurospora crassa OR74A, 2835 nucleotides long. RefSeq lists its product as hypothetical. The transcript is spliced from 3 exons. The coding region runs from base 618 to 2342 and encodes 574 amino acids. NCBI's taxonomy places the organism in Eukaryota, Fungi, Ascomycota, Sordariomycetes, Sordariales, Sordariaceae. The record is from RefSeq and is a predicted model, not a curated record.
CAGGGAGGCAGGUACAGACACCACCUACAUCGAUCUAGCAAACGGCUGAACCUUCUCCAACAAACCGACCUUGUGCCAUCAUCCAUUCCAUUCCUUUUCUCCUAACAAUAGAACCCUCGCCACAAAAGAGCCGACAGCCUCGAACGACGGAAGAUUCCCCUUGACAACGCGCAAGAUCCGAUACCUGUCCAUUAAAGUUGUGCCGCGCGACUGCUCCAUCCCGUUGAUGCCGUCGCCGCUGCGAAUCCUUGAAUGUAGGACGCCAACGCUGUAGAUCACAGCAGCUGCAUCAAGAACAUCGACUCCAUCAUAGUGGGGCAGCCACUUCACUUCACUUCACUCAAACAACCUACAUCACCUAGUACUUCAAGUGCCAGACCUCCACCUACAAUUAGUAUCCUCGCCAUAUUACGCGCGGGCUUCUUGAAUUCCGAAGCCAACUGUAUAAUCCUUGGAGAUCUCCUCUCCGUCAUUCGAAACACUCGCCGACCCCGAUAUCAAACAUCAAACUGGCCCUGCGAGGAGCGCUCCAAACCAUCGGCCUCACCGUCCAGUUAGGGCUCGCCGCCUUUGCUGCUUACAACGCAACCCAAAGGCUGCUGGGCCGACCGACGGCGAUGGCCUCUCCCGGAUUUCCCCCGAGGCAUCUCGAUGCGACAACGGGUAGAGAAGUCGUCUACUGCUAUGGCUGCGAAAACGAGUGGUAUCGUGACGAUUACCCCCAUCUGGACCUAGAAUGCCCCAGGUGUCACAAUGAUUUCGUCCAGAUUGUCGAACCUGACAACGAUCCCCGACCAGGUGUUCAACAACAAGGUCACCGUUCAGACUCGGACCCGGAGGAAGAUGACAUAGAGCAGUUCCUCGAGCGUGGCCCCGGGUCCUUCUUCAUGCGACGAUCGGUGUACCAAUCGCCAGAUAGUCCCUUCAACCGUUCAAGUGGGAACGGUCUUGAGGAUCUUGAUAGCAGUCCGGACCGGCCGCGUGCCCGCCCAGAUGAUCCUGGCGAGGCCGUGUUGUCGCGGUUCGCCGACAUGUUUGUCGAGUUAAGCGGCGCGAGGCCGGGACAGCAAGGGGGAAACGCCUUUGGGACACAGCCGCGGAUACAACGUACAACCUUCACCAGAGCAGGAGACGGCAUGGCUAGCUUUACCUUCACGACCACGACAACUGCAGGAGGCCCAGCGGGAGACGGGCCGGAAGCGCCCGCUUUUGACACUCUGUUUAGGGGUCUCUUUGGCAACAUCCCGCCGCCGGGCGCAGAAGACCCCGGUGGCGGCCAGGGCCAGGGCCAAGGCGGUGGUCCACGAGGGCCUCCUCUUGGAUUUGCCACUGGCCUGCAGGACUUUAUCGCGACAUUGCUGAACCCACAGGCGGCAGUCCAUGGCGAUGCCGUGUAUACCCAGGAGGCACUCGACCGCAUUAUAACGACCCUCAUGGAAGCUAACCCGCAGUCCAAUGCGGCUCCUCCAGCAACGCAAGCCGCUAUUGAGAAAUUACCCAAAAAGAUCCUCGACGAGCAGAUGGUCGGCCCCGAGGGUAAAGCCGAAUGUACCAUUUGCAUCGACGACAUGUACAAGGGAGAAGAGGUCACGGUGCUACCGUGUAAGCAUUGGUUCCACGGGGAAUGCGUCACUUUAUGGCUUAAGGAGCACAACACGUGCCCUAUUUGCCGAAUGCCGAUCGAGGGCAACAACCCAUCCGGGAGCAACAGUAACAACAACAAUAACAAUAACAGCCAACCGUCCGCAUCACGCCAAGAAGCCAGCACCAACUCUGCAUCAGCCUUCGCGUCCUCAUCCGCACCAGGAAGAAACCCCUUUGAAUCACUUAACCCCUUUGGAUCACAAGCCCAAUCGGCCAGAGAGCGACUUCGACGCAGCGAGCAGGAGAGAGAAGAGCGCCUCGAGCGGAUCCGUAACGUGGCUGGUAUUAGGCGUACCGACUCUCAAUCCGAGGGAAUCUCCCGCCGAACUUCACACUCGCCUCCCAGCCGUGAGAACUCACGUUUCGACAUGCGAUCGCGCGAUAGGGACCCGUCGCCACCAAGGGAUAGGGGCACCUCGACGGCCUGGCAGCCGAAUCCGAGCAGCAAUUCUCAGAGCAACAUUAGCAGCAGGUACAGCGGUGGAUUGAACAACUUGUGGGGACGCAAUAACGGUAACAACGGGGAGGGAAAUUCACGGGAUCGAGACGGACAGCAACAGCAAAACCAACAGCAGCAGCAGCAGCAGCAGAGUUCGAGUUCUGGUAAUGGCGCGCUAGGGUGGCUUAGGGACCACUUCGGCCGUGGUUCUUCCGGUUCUGGCUCCGGGGCGGAUCGGGAUAGGGAGCGCAGACGCUGAGCCUGGUCGGAGCGGUCAUGGCAUGUUGAAUUGCGGGUGGCUCGAUUGUACAGUUGUGUAUUACAGGAUCGGCUCAAAUACACAUACAUACAACGAAGGCAAAGGGAACAGACACAUGGAUCGUUGGUUCAUCAUGAUUGGGCUUUCAGGCUUUUGGUGAAUAAACCAAAUAUGGUUCUCAAGGCCACUAGACAGAUCAAUGAGACUGGGAAGUUAACUGGAUCGAACGGAUAAGAAGAGGUUGCGUUGCAGAGCAAGAAUUGCACAUAAAGUGCAAAAUGACGUUCCAGGGCUUGUAUAAUAUAUUUGUCGUUCUUUUUUUUUUUGCUGGUGCUCGUUAUCUGCUUGUUUGGUCGCUGCUUUCCAGCCUUGCUUGCGAUGAUUUUGUCUUUUUUCCCACAUAGCCGGACAUUGACACUUUCUGGUAUCACUUUGACCCAAAGAAAAGGAUUGUAUGACUUAUAUUCUUAGGCAAACCAUCUUUUAUCCUGCC